Messenger RNA from Funneliformis geosporum, 279 nucleotides. The record is from the annotation of a GenBank genome assembly. NCBI's taxonomy places the organism in Eukaryota, Fungi, Glomeromycota, Glomeromycetes, Glomerales, Glomeraceae.
AUGCAUUUUAAAGGUUUUGAUAGUGACCCCACCUUAAUCAUUCUUACAAUUUCUACAAGUUGUUUCCCAGAAGUAAAUCUUGAGGUAGCGAGCAGUAUAAAUGAUAAUGGAACUUUUGCAAAUUUGCUUAAAGAAGAAUUGAAUAGUACUAAUUUACCAGACAUGAAUUAUCAGUGUAUUAGUUCUCCUACCUGGCAUGUAAUAUCUAAAGGUAUUAAUGAAGGUUUGGCUGUGUUUACCAUUAAAAAUUUAUCAUGUUCGAUUUAUAUGUUCAGAUAA